Messenger RNA from Echinops telfairi (small Madagascar hedgehog), 4852 nucleotides. It is a transcript of the gene EHD4, whose product is annotated as EH domain containing 4. Gene Ontology annotation, biological process: endocytosis; endosomal transport. NCBI's taxonomy places the organism in Eukaryota, Metazoa, Chordata, Mammalia, Afrosoricida, Tenrecidae. The transcript is spliced from 6 exons. Gene Ontology annotation, cellular component: plasma membrane; cytoplasm. The record is from RefSeq and is a predicted model, not a curated record. Gene Ontology annotation, molecular function: protein binding; GTP binding. The coding region runs from base 48 to 1673 and encodes 541 amino acids.
GGGGAUCCGAGGCCAGCGGGCGCACGGCGCGAACUGCAGGGCGGACGAUGUUCAGCUGGAUGGGGCGGCAGGCCGGCGGGCGCGAGCGCGCGGGCGGCGCGGACGCGGUGCAGACGGUGACGGGAGGCCUGCGCUCGCUCUACCAGCGCAAGGUGCUGCCGCUGGAGGAGGCGUAUCGCUUCCACGAGUUCCACUCGCCCGCGCUGGAGGACGCCGACUUCGACAACAAGCCCAUGAUCCUGCUGGUGGGCCAGUACAGCACCGGCAAGACCACCUUCAUCAGGUACCUGCUGGAGCAAGACUUCCCAGGCAUGCGGAUCGGCCCGGAGCCCACCACUGACUCCUUCAUCGCCGUGAUGUAUGGCGAGUCAGAGGGCAGCACCCCAGGAAAUGCUCUGGUUGUGGACCCCAAGAAGCCAUUCCGAAAACUGAGUCGUUUUGGAAAUGCUUUCCUGAAUCGGUUCAUGUGCUCCCAGCUGCCCAACCAAGUCCUGAAGAGCAUCAGCAUCAUCGACAGCCCUGGCAUCCUGUCCGGAGAGAAGCAGCGCAUCAGCCGAGGGUAUGACUUCUGCCAGGUCCUGCAGUGGUUUGCUGAGCGGGUGGACAGGAUCAUCCUGCUCUUCGACGCACACAAACUGGACAUCUCCGAUGAGUUCUCGGAGGCCAUCAAGGCCUUCCGGGGCCAGGAUGACAAGAUCCGCGUGGUGCUGAACAAGGCAGACCAGGUGGACACACAGCAGCUGAUGCGCGUCUAUGGGGCCCUCAUGUGGUCCCUGGGCAAGGUCAUCAACACGCCCGAGGUGCUGCGCGUGUACAUCGGCUCCUUCUGGGCACAGCCCCUGCAGAACACUGACAACCGCAGGCUCUUCGAGGCCGAGGCCCAGGACCUCUUCCGGGACAUCCAGAGCCUCCCGCAGAAGGCAGCCGUGCGCAAACUCAACGACCUCAUCAAGCGGGCCAGGCUGGCCAAGGUACACGCCUACAUCAUCAGUUACCUGAAAAAGGAGAUGCCGAGUGUAUUUGGAAAAGAAAACAAGAAGAGGGAGCUUAUCAGCAGGUUACCUGAAAUCUACAUCCAGCUGCAGCGAGAGUACCAGAUUUCUGCAGGGGACUUCCCUGAGGUCAAGACCAUGCAGGAGCAGCUGGAGAACUAUGACUUCACCAAAUUCCACUCGCUGAAGCCCAAGCUGAUCGAGGCUGUGGACAACAUGCUGGGCAGCAAAAUCGCGUCGCUGAUGAACCUCAUCAGCCAGGAGGAGACCAGCAUGCCCACCCAGCUGGUGCAAGGCGGCGCCUUCGAUGGCACCUCCGAGGGCCCCUUCAACCAGGGCUACGGGGAGGGGGCCAAGGAGGGUGCCGACGAGGAGGAGUGGGUGGUGGCUAAGGACAAGCCCGUGUACGAUGAGCUCUUCUACACGCUGUCGCCCAUCAAUGGCAAGAUCACGGGCGUUAACGCCAAGAAGGAGAUGGUCACUUCCAAGCUGCCCAACAGCGUCCUGGGCAAGAUCUGGAAGCUGGCUGACUGUGACUGCGAUGGCAUGCUGGAUGAUGAGGAGUUCGCCCUGGCCAAGCACCUCAUCAGGAUCAAGCUGGACGGCUACGAGCUGCCCAGCAGCCUGCCCUCCCACCUGGUGCCGCCCUCCCACAGGAAGUCCCUGCAGAAGGCCGACUGAGAGGCGGGGCCGCAGGCAGGGCCCGGGGAGCAGGUUGGGAGCCAGGGACCCUGUCCUGAGACCUGCUGUGCUACUAACUCACUGGGAAUCUUGGGGAGCGCACUGCCCCUUCUGUGCCCCAGCUUCACAGGGAAAGCAGAUGCCAGACAGGAGAUGCUCUCUAAAUGCCCGAGUGUCUAUUGAAAUAGGGGGAGGGAAGGGAGGGUGGGGCUAGCAGGAUAGAGGUUGAGAAGAAUAGGAAUCCUGUCCAAAGAGCACUCAGAAGCCAGGGGAGCCGGGUGUGGAGGGGGUGGGCUUUGUGGAUCCCAGCAAGUGAGCGGUUGUUGAACCUUCUGGGCAACCUAAGCAGCGCACUGCUGGGAACGUCCUCUAGUGCCUGUUGCUCCCCCAGAGGACUGCCCCAGGGCAAAAGGUGAUCUUAUUUAUUUUGUCUCCUGUCGUUGUUAGAGUAGAACUGUCCACCAAAGAGAUGCUGGGCGGACGGGGAGAAGGUGCUGCUCCUGCCGUGCCCACCUGCCCCCAGGCUUGUCCCUCUGUCCCAGCACCAGAGCACUGCUGCCCCCCUGCCCCUUCCCCAACCCCCCCUCCACAGCCUUCCAAGGAAAGAGCUUUAUGAACCCAUUGGAGAGAUUCCUAGAACGCCGCUGAGUUACUAGGAAGCCUAAAGAGUAGCUUUUCGGACUGGUCUGCUCAACCCUGUGGCGCCUAGUCUGUUUCUCUUGGUGAAGAGAAGAGCAGGUUCCAUUCAGUCAGCAGGUCGGGGGUCCCAACCACUCCCUGUCCCCUGGGCACAGUGGACCCCGGGAGAACAAGAGGCGGGUAGGAGAGAGAGCAGUCUGCUAGAGCUAGACGGUAUUUUUGUAGGAAAUAGGUUAUUUUUGUUAUGUCCAGGUUUGCUCUUUCCCUCACAGAAUGAAAGCCUUAAUACAGACACAGAGCCCUUCCUCCCAAGGCAGGGUGGUGGUUGUGGCACCAGCAGCAGGCAGAGUCUGGACACAACCCUCACGCACACCCCAGCCGCGGCCUCAGGCUGUGGUGGUGGGGUUGGAGGCUCAUUCUCACGGCUACCCUCCCUGCCAUGGCUGGGCCAACCUGCAGCAAGGCCGUCUGGCCGGGCGUGGGCGCGGCUCACCCUUGUGCAGUGGGAGAGAGACAAGACCCCACUAUGCCUUGGAGGCUGGCACAGGAGAGGACUGAAAUCGGAGUGCUCCUACGUGACCCUUCCACGUGCCACCCCCACUCUGUCACCUGCAUGUGGUGACAUCCCAGCCAGAGCUACAGACUUGGAUCAGGAUUUGUUUGGGAGGAACCUUUUCACCAGGUCCCAGUCGCUGAGCGUGGAGGCGGCCGUCUGCAUGUUCGCGAGGAGCACUUUCAGAGGACUCAGGCCCAGACAGACCCCUGGGGUGCCAGCCCAGAGCCCAUCAAAGACCAUAGGAGAAGAGAAGGCACUUGGUCCACAGGUGUAGAUUAGAAGUGCCAAGGUUGGCUGGAUUUCCCGUCAGAAUUCUUUGGUUCUUUGGACUCUGCUCGCCUGCCAUAUAGAAACACAGAACUAUAUGCACAUAUAUAUCUGUGUCAUCACACGACCUCACAGACUGCACUAAGACCGUCUGUCUGUCAGUCUGUGUUUUAAUUCUCAUGUCUGGGUAGCUGGCCAGAUUUUGACUGUGUGGAGAUAGGAGAACUUUCGGAGGGGCAGCAGGCUAAGGUGUCUGGGUUCUACAUGCAAGGAAACCUCUCUGAGCCCCAGCGCCCUUGGCUGGGGAUCGGGCCACAGGGUGUCUGGUUGUCUUAGAAAACAAAGGCAAGUCACACAUCCAUUUUCAUAAUGUCCUUUCUCACACGGUGAAGGUCCUCGGAGCAAGUUGGUUCAAAAGGAAAAUACCAGAGAACCGUCAUGACAGUGAGGCCAAACACUGCCUCCACCUUCUAGGGCCACCACGGAGCUCCCCGGGUCCAUAUCCAAUCCGCCUGAAGGGCCACCUCGGGUCCCCACAACCCGCCAAGGUCUACACUGCUUGUCUGCAUGCGGUUUCAAGAUGUUCAUGGAAGGAUUCCAUUCUCUUCUCCAUUCCAUUUUUCCACGAACUUCUUGAAGCCUCUGGUAAUUCCACAGCACCACCCCCCUCCUGUGUUCGGGUGCCCUCUGCCCAGUGUGUGCACAUGUACAGGGUGGGAGCAGGCGAACUAGAGCUAAGAACCUACCUGUGAUGUCGCAGCAGGAAAGCUAUGGAACCGGAAGUCUUGCCAGGGUGGGUGUCUGAAACCUCAGCCUACCCCUCCCAAACUCAGCUCUCAGGUGGUUAAUCUGCUCACGAGACCCUCCCAUACUGCCUGCUAAAGAAAGCGGGCAUUGUUGAGAUGUGCAGAAACAUAUCCCCGUCUCCCGUGGCAACACGCGGACGCCCAGCCUUCCUCUGCUGCCUGCUCCAGCCCAGCCUCAUCUUUUCUCCUGUGACUCCACUCACGGCCUCUUGGAUGGGUGAUUCUUCCCGAGGCAAAGCUGCUCCUCAAACUGGCUGUCAUUCAUCCAGAGCUAGAGCAGGUCCCCUUUGGGACACUUGUUAACAGGCAGCAGUAGCAUCUUUAGAUUUGGGGCUGCAAGUCCCCUCCCAGGCUCAUGGGACCUUGAGUUGUGGAGCUCUUGUUACCUGUCCUGGGGCUGGACUACAGGCUGCCUGCCGCCCUCCUCCCAUCCCUGCCACCACCCUGCCUGCCUCCAGGUUCCUUCCUGGUCAAGGUCUUUCCCUGUGAUUCUGUGGAGGCUCCUAUGGGAUUAGCCUGGGCUCUCCCGGGAAUGUCUUAUUAUAUCAUUUAACCUGAACGAUUUAACCACCUGAAUCGCACCUGAGCAGGUAGCGCCUGCACCUUUUCCACUUUGCACCUUAACACUUUCCCUUUACGCCCAGAGAAGUGUGUAGAAGCCAUUUCCUUGGAGAAAAGGAAAGCACUGGAUAGCGAGUUGGUCUCCAUGGAGCAUGACCAGAGAAGGACAUGUUUAGGGCAGACAGCCAUUGAGUUUAUUCCGGCCUAACUUAGGCGUGUAUGAGGUUACAUGUCAAAUAACCAAUGCAGUUAAUACACCAUGCUUCUAUACAUACAUAUAUUUUUUGUAAUCUUGUUUAGAAAUGUCAAAUGAACACAGAGUCUCGAUCAAUAAAACUUGUGAUAAACCA